This is a messenger RNA of Hemicordylus capensis (graceful crag lizard), 5138 nucleotides long. It is a transcript of the gene KLHL23, whose product is annotated as kelch like family member 23. The coding region runs from base 1342 to 3018 and encodes 558 amino acids. NCBI's taxonomy places the organism in Eukaryota, Metazoa, Chordata, Lepidosauria, Squamata, Cordylidae. Gene Ontology annotation, molecular function: protein binding. The transcript has 5 exons. The record is from RefSeq and is a predicted model, not a curated record.
UGCCAACUGUCACAGGAAGCAAGAACAAUCUCUGCUGAGCAGAUGACCCCCAUAAGAAUCCCUGCGUCCCCCCUCCCGCUUUUGUUUGUUUGUUGUUGUUUUUUGGCUUACUCCUGCAGGGAAAAGGAAAAGUUCAGAUGGUCAAGGGGGAGCUGCCCGAGGAAGGCAGAGAGGGCUUGCUGCUGCCGCCGCCAGUAGCCGCGGGUCUGCUCUGGUUCGUGCCUCCUCCUUCCCCCGCUUUGGCUGAAGAGGGAAGGAAGACGCUUUGCCAUUGGAUCCGGCUGCCCGGCUAAGCCGCAAGAGGCGACCAACCACGCCGAGCGGCGCGCAGCAAGGCGGCAGGCCAAGUAAGUUUGUCACCUGCUCUUGCGGGCGCUUGAACCUGAACUCUCUCCCGCCGGCUUGGUGGGUGGCCUCGGCUCGGUCCUGAGAGAGGCAAGGUAGCAGCAGCCGCCGCCGGGCUGAUGGAGGGAGGGAGCGGGAGAACCAGGAUUGCUGAGCCGCCCGCUGGCCGGCCUGGGGAGGAAGAAGGCAGGGCAGGAGGAGGAGAGGAGGAGGUGAAAGGGGCUCUCCUGCUCCUUGCCUGUCAGGGAGCGAGCUCCCUCCUGCCGCUCCGAUUCCCCAGGCACGACCCAGGCCAGAGAGGGUGGGACACGACGCCGCCACCGCCGCCAGCCUGAGAAGAGAGCGGGCUGGCUCCACACACCGAGCAACAGCAGCAGCUGCCGUCGCCGAGCGGGAAGGCGUCCCCACAAUGCCCCACGCCCAAUCCCAGCCGGUGACAACCAUCUGUGGGGCAGAGGGGGGCGGCUUUUUUCCUCGCCGCCCUUGCCUUGCGGGGCUAAGGACCACCCACCUUCCUUUGUUUUCGUGUUUAAAAGCUGGCCCGCCGCCGCCUUCUUCCCUCGUUGGUCCAGCCGCCGCCCGGGUCUGGCGCCUACCUGGCCGCGUAUCCGGGGAGAACAGGUGGGUCUUUAGCGACCUGGAGGGCUCUGCUGCAGCAGCUGCCGCCUCUGGGGACGGAGGUCGCGAGUGAGGAGGAGGAGGAGGGCUGGUUGGCGGCGGCGGCCGCGUUGUCUGUCCCUGGGGCGGGGCUGGUGUUGUCUCGGGGUUGCUGCUGCUACACCUGGCGAUGGCCAGGCGGCGGGAGGGCAGAGCUCCAUACUUCGUCUCCUGGGCGGGCUUUUAAAAGGCUCCCAGCCCAGGCUCUGUUUCUUCAGGCGUUUCGUUGUUCCAGAAUGUAACCUCUCAGGAGAGCGCCCCAGAACAAAGGCCACCACCACUUGGCAAGUGUCUGCUUGUUUGCUCUUCACGCUGUAUCCACGCUGACCUGUCCAUGGGAUGGCACUAACUGGCCAGGAGGAAUAUACCUAUACAUUUAAAGACCUUUCUCAUCCUGUGGGGUUCUUGAAUGCAUUCAGAACAUUCUACCUUGAUGGUUUAUUCACGGAUAUUACUCUUCAGUGUGCUUCUGGUGUGAUUUUUCAUUGUCACAAAGCUGCACUAGCUGCUUGCAGCAAUUAUUUCAAGGCCAUGUUCACUUCUGACAUGAAAGAGAAGUCGAAGAACCAGAUCACACUUUCUGGACUCAGUCCCACGAUACUGGAAUCGCUGGUGAUUUAUACAUACACAUCAGAAAUCCAGAUAACAAAGAGAAAUGUUCAAAGCCUCCUUCAAGCUGCAGAUCUUCUUCAGUUUACCUCGGUAAAGAAAGCCUGUGAGCAGUUUCUGGUGAGGCACUUAGAUAUUGACAACUGCCUAGGGAUGCACUCCUUUGCAGAAUACCAUGUCUGUGCAGAGCUAGAAAAGGAAUCUAGAAGGAUUCUGCUAUCUAGAUUUGAAGACGUCUGGAGACAGGAAGAAUUUCUGGAAAUCAGCAAUGAGAAACUCCAGUUUAUUCUCUCCAGAAAGAAUCUUGGCAUUUGGAAAGAAGCAGCAGCAAUAGAGCCCAUUAUUAAAUGGGUAGCCUAUGAUGUGGACAACAGAGCAGAGUACAUCUAUGACCUGCUGAGUUGUCUCAAAACAGAUUUAGAUGAAUUAUAUUUGAGGUCAGCCCUAAGCUUACACAAGAAAUGUCGGUUAAAUGAAAACAAGAUCAGGUCUCUAAUACACAGUGCCCUAAGCCCCAAGCCAAAAGCAGUUUUGACAAGAUCUACAGCUGUUAUGUAUGUGAUUGGAGGAUAUUAUUGGCAUCCUUUAUCUGAGGUGCAUGUAUGGGAUCCAAUAACUGGUGCUUGGAUCCAGGGUGCAGAUAUGCCAGAUCAUGCGCGGGAAAGCUAUGCAGUCACCAGUUUGGGACCCAAGAUUUAUGUGACAGGGGGUUACAGAACCGACAACAUAGAAGCUCUUGAUAUAAUGUGGAUAUACAACUGUGAAGCUGAUGAAUGGACUGAAGGAUGCCCUAUGCUUAAUGCAAGGUACUACCACUGUGCAGUUACCUUGGGGGGCUGUAUCUAUGCCUUAGGAGGUUACAGAAAAGGGGCUCCAGCUGAAGAAGCAGAAUUCUAUGAUCCUUUAAAAGAGAAGUGGGUCCCUAUUGCAAACAUGAUUAAAGGGGUUGGAAAUGCCACCGCUUGCGUCUUGAAUGAAGUCAUCUAUGUGACUGGAGGUCACUAUGGUUACCGGGGAAGUUGCACUUAUGACCAAGUUCAAAGCUAUCGCUCUGAUAUUAAUGAAUGGAGAGUAAUCACCACCAGUCCGCAUCCAGAAUAUGGACUGUGUUCAAUUGCGUUAGAAAAUAAACUCUAUCUUGUGGGUGGACAGACUACAAUCACAGAUUGCUAUGAUCCAGAGCAAGAUGAAUGGAAACAGAAAGCUGAUAUGAUGGAAAGGAGAAUGGAGUGUGGUGCAGUUGUCAUGAAUGGAUGCAUCUAUAUAACUGGGGGCUAUUCCUCUUCUAAAGGGUCGUAUUUGCAGAAUAUUGAGAAAUAUGACCCUGAAUGUAACAAAUGGGAAAUCGUGGGCAGUCUUCCCAGUGCUAUGCGUUCACAUGGCUGUGUCUGUGUAUACAAUGUAUAAGAGGAAGGUUUUGCUCGGUUUUGCUCUUAGAAGGGCCCUGUGUGUUCUGAUUAGCAGAAAACUGAUCAGAAUAAUUCUUGGCACUUAUAUUUUAAAAGGGAGAGUGGUCAUUGCUUCUUUGCCUCGGUAGGCUUUGGCACAACUGAAUACCUUUUUUGCACCAACUAUGAUCUAACCCAGGAGUUCUCAACUUUUGGUCCUCGGAUGUUGUGGCUGUGGAUGAUGGGAGUGCAACAUCUGGGGACCCAAGAUUGAGAACCCUGGUCUAAGACUGUCAUCCUGUGCACACUUGCCUGUUUGUAAUCCCUGCUGAACACUUACUUCUGACUAAACAUGCAUAGGAUUACUCUGCACAUCUGUGCAACUUUUCCUCCAUUCCAUUUUAAGACUAUGACAAACUGGGGGUUGGGGGUUGUCAUCUAGGCCAGCAACAUCUGUUUUUCUCUCUGUCUGCCUCUGGGAUUUUAUUGUUUUGUUUAACAUCCCUCCUGAAGAAGAGUUACAAUGAACUCAAUAGGUGGGUCACUAGUUUGUGACUUUUAGAAAAUUGGUCCUAAUAAAGGUGGUAUGCUGUUCAGGAUUUUUUUUCUGCUGGACCAAUAUACCACCUACAACUUGUGUUUAAUAAAUACAGCAUGUGUACAUAUACACAAUAUAUAAAUUUUGUACGAUUCUCUCAGGUCACCGUUGCAUAUAAACAGAAUAUGGGUGUGGGCAAUUCAGCACAGACACCUGAAGGACCAUGGGAGGUCAGGCACUGACAUACACAUGGUUCUGAUUGGGCAGAAGUCACUGCUCUCAGGGUGCAUCAUGUAGCUGCUCACCUGAUGCACUAUAAACUUUUUCAGGAAAAAAAUCAGAUUGGAAUGGUAUUUAACUUUCCCCCCCAUAUUUUUACAUACUGUUUGUAUUUCAUAAAACACUUUUGUAUUUUGAAUUGACACUUAUAUAUAACUUUUUUUAUUAUGAUUUAACAAACUGACCUAGGUCUCUGAAGAUAACUAGAUGUUUUUUAUUAUAUUCAAACCUAUUCUCAAUUUGGCCUAUAUAGCACCACUAAAAAGGAUUUUAUCCUAAGCAUAAAGUAAUCUGACAUAUAGAAUAUGCAAUUUCAAAAUGUAUUGGUGAGAGGGUUUCCACCCCCUUCUUUACUAAAAAGGCUUUAUGAACACACAGCACCAUACUUCUCUGCAGUGAACAGGACAUCUUUAAGUAUCAAAAACUAGAAUAGUUUUUGCUAAGAUACUACAGGUAUGUGAUAUGAGUUGCUAAUUACCUACAAUUGUUUAUAUGAUUUAUUUAUUAUAGAUUUUUAUGAGUGGUUUCUUUCCAUUAAAAUCUACAAGACCUAGUGAUCCCACAGGGCUCAAAGAGGCUUCAGCCAUGAACAUUAUCAGGGGAGGUUGCUUGAGUGAUAUGCCUAAUUACCUCAAACUUGUGAACAUACCCACAGAUUAUAGUUAGUAUUUGUGAAAAUGUCAUAGUGGAAGGGUUGAGCGUGUGCCUUUCUGAUCCAAUAUCACCAGCCUAGACAUCUAGGAUAUUGCAGGAUAAGAUCUUUUGAGCAUCUGUUCACUUUACAGUGCAUUGGACUGACUAAAGUACAGUCCUACUGUAAGUAUAUGUUUUGGAAGUAAGUGGGUUUGCAAUCAAUAGGGCUUUCUUGCAAGUGUUUUGAACUGUAAUGAAAUGAUCAGGUGUUAUAGGCUGUUUUGGGUUUCUGCUUUCAGUGUUUGUUGCAGGCUCUGAUUAGAUUGAACAAAUGCCUAUCUUAGGGGGUAAUCAGUAUUCUGUAGUAUAUCUUGAGGCACUUUAUAGGAUUAAAUCAUUCUCAUUUCCAAUAAAAUGCUGCACUCGUACAUAAAUACUCCAAAAAGGGUGUCGCCAACAGAUUUGCUAGUGCAGUAUCAUGAUGACAAUACUGCAAGCAGAUAUGCCAAUGUAAAUAUCUACAGUCAAUCAUUGCUCUUUUCAUUUCAGUGUUAGAACUGCACCUUUAGAAUUUGUAUUGAUAAAAGUGGAAAUGAAUUAGAAUGUAAUGAUGUAGUUUUUAUGUUCUCGUCUAUUGCUGUUAUUUAAUGGCAGUUUAAUUUAGAAUAAAUGUGUUGCACAUUUGGCAA